GAUGACGAUGACGAUGGCGUCAAGGAUGACGAGGGAGUCAAAUGAUGACGAUGACGGUACUGCUAAUGACCACGGUCACAGUCAUAAGAUUAACAGUAAAGUCGGGUAAUAUAUCAUCCGAUAAUCGCCCUCUCUUCUAACUGCCUCGAGUAUCCUGUGGGUGAAAGGAUUCGAGAGCCCAGGAAGCAGGUAACGGUACUGCAGGCAAGUCAAUUAUUCUUGUUUUCCUCUUCUACUUUUUCUUUCUUUCUUUCACUGGCUUUAUGGCCAUUGACUAAACGACCACUGGCUUUAUGGCCAUUGGCUGAAAGAUCAUUGGCUAAACGACCAUUGGCUUGGCGACCACUGGUUUCCGGACGUAAAAGUAGCCGAAACGUUUGCUAUUUGUUGAGAUAUGUCUUACUGAAUAUCUUUUCAUCCGAUACGGAAGUCCUAAUGAGUAAUUUUGAUAGCGUUACAAAAUAUGACUGCAGUAAUAACAGUCACUCACUGUUUCCUUUGGUAGCUUUGUCAAGUUAGAUUAUAUUUCCCCACUGCUGACGUCACUAAGUACACACCUUAAGUACACAUCAAGUUGACCCACAUAUUUCUAAGUCAUUUUCUCUUUCGUUCUCUCUGCCUGCGUCGAAGUGUGUCCGCUGUAUUUCGCAGAAUUCAUUGUCAGCGGCCGCACAGCACAUGGCCUCAGCGCUGGCCAAUAACUGUCACGGAGAACACCUUUCCUCGUUCCGACCGCGGUGGACUCUUGGGGACCUUGGGCUGCUCGAACGGUGUCCCAAGCAACCCUGGCUCCGGCGAAGGACAGCUAGACCUUCGGGUUGACGUCGGAGGAUUCAAGGUUGCCGAAGAAUCUAUGUGUUCCUCGUGGCGUCUGAGAGAAACACAAGAUGUACUUUUCUGUCGCCAGGGAAAGGGAAGGCGAGCGUACGUGUUCGCGAGGUGAAGGGAGGGGGCGUUAUGAUCCCAAGGAGCACUCAUGCGCACGCCCUCGUGGCCACUCUGUCAUGGCAACGCAGACUCCGCCAAAAAACUUGCUCCUCUGCCACCUCCGAAGGUCGUAUCCGCUGGCCGGACGUUGCUCCUUCCAUGCCGUGAGGAUUUUUAUCUAAACCUCAGCAGAGAGGGCAGUCCUUCCUCUCCUUCAGGAAAGGACCUCUUAGAUCGCACGCCCAACUCAGAAUCAUGGAGGGGCAAAGGGGGAGCAGGUAAGGAAGAGGAGACGUCAUCCGAAGACGUAGAGCGAGAGGAGAGGGAGGACACUACCCCCUCUCUCCUCACCAAACACACACAUGUACCCCCUGAUCCUUAGUGAACUUUUUUUCGCCCGAUCAAAAAAUCGAUGUGAACAAGGACGGGCGUAUAUAAGCUCCAACCUCAGUCAAGUUGGUAGUUACUUGGAUCGGAUCCUUGUCAAGGAAACAUCACACGCCUUCCGCCCCUUACUCUCAGAUCUCACAGUCAAUAUCUUCACAAAGAUGCAUCGAGUGACUAUCUUCGUUGUGUGCUUCUUGGUCGCCGCCUCAGUUCUCCUGCCGGCGGCAGAGGCGAGGCCGCAGAUUCACUCGUAUGAUGUUGCCAAAGUCAAUGCCGAAGUCUUCGAGGAACAGGACGAGGUGGAGGAAUCCGAACGUGGAGGAAAUUACGUAGAGAUCCAAGAGAGCGUAGAUGAGGACGGCGCGUCUCCCACGGGCGCCGCCGGGAGCAUCGCCCUCGAAGUCCUCGACGAAGUGGGAGACGCCCUUGGCUCCAGGGGGGCUGCCCUGCGCAGGAUGGAGGCGCUGCUCGAGGCCUCCAGGGGCGCCUACGGCAGAUAAGAUCCUCUUCAUGUGUGACUGAGAUCUCUGCGAAAUUGAAUGGAUGCUUGAAGGGCAACCUUUCACGAAUGUAUAGACAUCAGCAUAUAUUUUUAUAGUAAAAGUAUAAAAAGGAAUAAAAAUGUCAAGAAAAUA
Molecule: messenger RNA, 1949 nt
Organism: Penaeus chinensis
Lineage: Eukaryota; Metazoa; Arthropoda; Malacostraca; Decapoda; Penaeidae
Exons: 4
Coding region: 1290-1814 (174 amino acids)
Source: RefSeq, a predicted model, not a curated record